AUUCACCCCCCCUCUAGCGUUGGGCCUUUAUUCUAACAAUUCGUAUCGGAGCCAUACUCUCUGAAAGACAUAACCGUUUGAGAAAAACGAUCAAUGGCUUCUACUCAAAGUUCAUACGCAGGUUUAGGUGAAGGGCAAUCCACCACGAGGCCUCCAUUGUUUGACGGAACAAACUACACCUAUUGGAAGGAGCGCAUGAGGAUUUAUAUCCAAUCCACCAACUUUCUCCUCUGGAGAAUUAUCAAAAAUGGUGAGAACGUGCCAAUGAAGAAGGUCGAGGAAACCAACGUCCUUAAGACCGAGGAUGAAUAUGAUGAGCAAGACAUCAAGAAGGUGGAAAACAAUGCCAAGGCCAUCAACAUCAUUUAUUGUGCCGUUAACCCGGAUGACUACCGGAAGAUUUCUUGUUGCACCACCGCAAAGGAAAUGUGGGACAAACUAGAAAUCACCUACGAAGGUACGGAUCAAGUCCGAGAAGCUAAAAUUGAUUUUCUAACCCAUGAAUAUGAAUUGUUUCGUAUGAAGGAAAACAAGAAAAUCGAUGAGAUGUUUGAACGAUUCUCCAAAAUCGUCAAUGAUCUUCAUGCUCUCAAGAAAACGUACACGGACAAGGAGCUAGUGAGAAAAAUCCUGCGAAGUCUCACACCGGAGUGGCGCUCCAAAGCCGAUGUCAUUCAAGAGUCCAUCGGCAUCACAAACGUCACCAUUGACGGACUUAGAGGUAGCCUCAAAACCUAUGAGUCCACCAUUCUAUUCCCUUCUUUAGGUGAACAAAAGAAGAAGGGGAUUGCACUUAAGGCUACCUCAAGCCAAGAACCCGCCAUGGAGGAAUCAAGCGAUGAGGACAACGAGUUCGGGCUCGUCAUCAAAAAAUUCCACAAGUUCAUGCGAAAAGAGUAUGAACGAAAGGGCAAAAAGCAUGGAGGACCACCCAAGUGCUAUGGGUGUGGAGAAGUUGGGCACAUCAAGCCAAAAUGCCCAAAUGCCAAAAACGAGAAGGAAAAGAAACCGUUCAAGAAGCACCGAGCUUACAUUUCAUGGGGAGGUGAUUCCGGCGACGAAUCAUCGGAAGGCGAAGAAAACGAAAGUGCUAAUCUUUGCCUCAUGGCACACGAGGAACCACCGGAAGAGGUAUGUACCACUUCCAACGAUUCCUACACCUUUGAUGAUGUUCAAGAAGCCUUCAAUGAACUUUAUGAUGAAUAUGUCAACGCUUCUAAAAUUAACAAGGAUUUGAAGAAACAACUUACUUCCAUGGAGAAGGAAGUUGAUAAACUAUCAAAAGAUAAUGAAAAACUUAAAGAAGAAAAUAAGUUUUUCGGGAAAAGAAGCGCCGACAAACCGGAGAGUUCAAAAUGNUUCUCAUAAAAACCUUAAUGAUGUUCUUGACAAUUUGCAACUUACUAAACAUGGCAUAGGUUUUGAAAAUGAAACCAAUAAUAAGGAAAAAGUUGAGCAACCACCUAAACAACCUAAGGCUCAACCUAGGAAAACUAAAAUGAACAAUAAUAGACAACCUACAUC
Molecule: messenger RNA, 1524 nt
Organism: Cuscuta campestris
Lineage: Eukaryota; Viridiplantae; Streptophyta; Magnoliopsida; Solanales; Convolvulaceae
Source: the annotation of a GenBank genome assembly